Messenger RNA from Penicillium olsonii, 813 nucleotides. The record is from the annotation of a GenBank genome assembly. Lineage: Eukaryota; Fungi; Ascomycota; Eurotiomycetes; Eurotiales; Aspergillaceae.
AUGGCAUAUGAUCCACGCCGAACAAACUCGGGGACCUCAACUCCCCAACCUCCCCCUCCCCCUCCAGCAUCCGGAAUGGCUCCAGCACUAGAUCCAGCAGACUCGUACAAGCUCAAGUUCUGUACCGUCUGCGCCUCGAACAACAAUCGCUCUAUGGAAGCCCACCUCCAACUCUCCGGCACUGCUUUCCCCGUCAUCUCAUUCGGAACUGGAUCUCUCGUCCGCCUCCCGGGCCCCUCAAUCACUCAACCAAAUGUCUAUCACUUCAAUUCGACCUCAUACAACCAGAUGUAUGAGGAGCUGCACGGCAAAGACGAACGCCUGUAUCGCAGCAACGGCAUCCUCAACAUGCUUGAUCGCAACCGCCAACUGAAAUGGGGCCCUGAGCGAUUCCAGGACUGGGUCCCUGGGAUCCCGCGCGUUGAUCACCUAGCCAAGGGUGAUAAGGGUGCCGCGGGAACAGAGGGUGGUGUCGUCGAUGUCAUCAUCACCUGCGAAGAGCGUUGCUGGGAUGCUGUGGUCGAUGACCUGAUGAACAAGGGAUCGACUCUCAACUAUCCCGUUCACGUCUUCAAUGUCGAUAUCAAGGAUAACCACGAGGAGGCCUUGACAGGUGGAAAGGCGAUUCUUGAUCUUGCGAAUCGUUUGAACGGCGCCGCUGUGGACAAGCAUCGGAUUCAUGGCACUGAAGGCUGGGAGAAUGGCACUGGUGCUGCGCGUCAGAGCUUUGACGAGAACGUUCCUGGCAUUUUGGCCGACUGGCAGGAGAAAUACCCCAACCUGCCGGCUCUGUGGACUGUCGCUUGGCUCUAG